This is a messenger RNA of Colletotrichum orchidophilum, 1065 nucleotides long. Its product is annotated as MYND finger. The record is from RefSeq and is a predicted model, not a curated record. The transcript has a single exon. Bases 1 to 1065 code for a protein of 354 amino acids. NCBI's taxonomy places the organism in Eukaryota, Fungi, Ascomycota, Sordariomycetes, Glomerellales, Glomerellaceae.
AUGUCUAGCAAGGCACUUGAAGGACCCCCCGAUGGCUUGCCGCCCCGCCAUUGCGCCGUCUGUCACGUCCGCGACAAGAUCUCUCGCUGCACAGGUUGCCAGGUCGUCUACUACUGCGGCCGCGCGCACCAGGCCGCGGACAGGAAGAGGCACAAGGUUGCCUGCAAAGAGAUUGAGCGGAUGGUGGAGCUGUACGAGUCGAUAGACAUCAGCAUCAGGAUCGGGCUGGGGCCGGGGGACGACCUGGAGACGGCUUUGCGCCUCUCUCCCGACGAUAUGGAAACAAUGACUUACCUGCGUGCCCAACACACGUACAGCCAGGCGCUCCUCCUUGAAUCAACCAUCGACGCCGUCGAGAUUUCUCUGGACGAACAGUGGAGUGUGCUGGAGGUGGACAUGCAUGAUAAGUUGCGCGUCCGGGAUUACAUGCCGCACCUCAUGAUCCGUCUCGGGCAGGACCAAGAGGCGUACGACUUUAUAAAGUGGUGGACGCUGGCGACGGACGAGCGCAUCCGCUACCAUGACUGGGACGAUCCGACGGCCCCGCGCAUGAAUCUCACGGGCGAGGACGCCUUCGAGCCGGUGGACGACCUGGUCAAGCGCAAGAAGCUCUUUGGCCACAAGAACGCUGUCCUGCUCAUUAAGAUCCGGCUGUACCUGGACCUUCGGGACAUUUGCAACGCGGACCGGGCGCUGAGGCGGGGAAACAAGAGCGGCAUGUUCCCGUCCGAGGUGAUUGACAACAUCAAGCGACACAACGUCCGAUCCGGCAUUGUCCGGGCGCGGCGCGACCUCGUGGAGAAUGACGGGUUCGUGGCGUCGCUGCGCAUGGCGGAGCUCAAGAAGCAGAUCCGGGAACUGGCUCGGGGGAUCUUUGACAAGGAUGUUCCAGAGUACGGGGGCACGAUGGACGAAAUGUUCUCUAACACGCAGGCGGCGUGGGACGAGACGCCGUGGGCAAUGCGUACUUUACAGGACGCCGUGAGGGGUAUAGCGAAGAUGAGCCAGCACAAUCCGGCCUGGGCUACUCGAUCGAGGGGUCUGUACAAGACGAGCAGCGGUUGA